Messenger RNA from Numida meleagris (helmeted guineafowl), 1600 nucleotides. It is a transcript of the gene TMEM82, whose product is annotated as transmembrane protein 82. The record is from RefSeq and is a predicted model, not a curated record. Lineage: Eukaryota; Metazoa; Chordata; Aves; Galliformes; Numididae. The transcript has 4 exons. The coding region runs from base 194 to 1039 and encodes 281 amino acids.
GGGGUCUUUGGGGCGCAGUGGGGGCCGGGAGGGCUGAUGGCAAAGCCGUGGGGAGGCUGCAGCGUUCUGAGCCUCGCCGCCACCCGAAUCUCCCCUCCUGCGGGGCCAGAGGUGCAGCCACAGGCAAUGAUUUACCAGCCCGUGCCCCCGCCCGCAGACCUUUGAGCCGGGCCCGGCGCUGCUCCGUGUGGCGAUGCUCUCCCUGGGGUCCUGGCUGCCCGCGUGGCCGGGGCUGGCGUGGGGCUGGGCGCUGCUGGAUGCACUGCUGCGAGGUGAGGCCGUGGGGACGUGGGGACGUUGGGGACACUGGGGACGUGGUGACACGGCGCUGCUUCUCCCCGCAGGGCUGGUGGGGGCCUGCGCCACCUCGGUGCUCUGCAGCCUGCUGAGGGUUUAUCUCUACAUCCGGUGCCUGAACGACCCGGCGCGGCAGGACCUGCGGGCGGCCCUCGGUGCGCGGCGCUGGGCGCUGGAGCCGCUGCACGUGCUGGUGCUGACGGGCGUCCUGGCGCUGGUGGGCGCCCGCGUGGCCGCGCUGGUGGUGCUGGAGUUCUCCCUGCGCGCCGUCUCCACGCUCCUCUCCUUCAGCAAGGGCGCCCACAGCAUCCAGCUGCUCCUGCUGUGCCAGUUCUCGCUGGGCUGCGGGCUGUCCUGCGGCCUCAGCUUCCUGCUGGAGGGAGCUCCCCACGGCACCUGCAACCUGGCGCUGGCGGCAGGGCUGGCGGGGCUGCUGGCCGUGCACGCCCGCCGCUUGGCUCUCCACACCUGCACCCUCUACGAGCUGCACAGCCGGGCGCAGUACUGCGGGGUCUGCAUGCUGCUGCUCACCUCCGGGCACGGCGUGCCCCGGCUGCUGCGCAAGGCGCUGGGCAUCACCUUCGUCGUGGCUGACCUGGCCGCCGUUGCGCUCAUCAAUCGCGAUUUCCUCUCGACGGCGGAGGCCGUCCGCUUCUGGACGCCGCUCACUAUCUGCUACACGCUGCUCGUUGUCUACAUGCAAGAUGGGACGAUAUUUGGAUCCCCCAGGUUUUGGAGGUGACACGUUCCAGAGGUCACGUCUGUCCCGCCAGAUUUUUAGGAUGACGCAACCAAGAUGAUGUUUCUCCACGUGUUGGCUUUGCAAAAGGGUCCCCAAAGAUUUUAGGGGUGACUCAAAAAGGUCAUCGGGCCAUCCCCAAUACCUGGGGGAUCCAAACCGGGAGGGCAUUUCCCCAUGCAGUGGCUUUGCAUUAGGGACCUGGAAUACUCUGAGGAUGACCCCACCAGGAGUUUGCUUGGGUCCCAAGCUGACUCAGCUGUGAUGUCAUCUGGGUCCCCCAAGUUUUGAGGAUGGCUCAGCCAGGACGUUCCCAAACUGGAUGAAUUCCACACUCUGCCUGGUUGUGGAACGUGCCAUCUCCAUGUGGCCAAGGCCCUGGUGUCCAUGCGGGGGCUGCCCUGACUCUGUGUCCCCACAGAGGAUCAGCGGUCGAGCGCGGGCAGGCAGUCAGCCUACCAGACAGUGCUGGUGCGCAUGGGAGGCCUCUUCAUCCUCCUCCUCACCGUGGGCCGCUGGACCGACAUACUCCACAUCUUCCUCUCGCUGCUGGGUGAGCUCUGG